CACCAGCAGACACUACUGAACCAGUUGAGAGAGGUCACAGGAACCAAUGACAUCCAAUUAUUGCAACAAGCCUUACAGGCUAGUAAUGGGGAUCUAGCGGAAGCUGUCGCUUUCCUAACCGAAAAGAAUGCCAAAGCACCACAGCAGGAGGAAGCUUACUACCACACAGGACAAACUGGCAAUGACCGUUACAUCAGCGUGGGAAGCCAGGCUGACACAAAUGUCAUUGACCUGACUGGUGAUGAUAAGGAUGACCUGCAGAGAGCUAUUGCCCUGAGUUUAGAGGAAUCCAACAGAGCCUUCAGAGAGACUGGCAUCACGGAUGAGGAGCAAGCCAUCAGCAGAGUUCUGGAGGCCAGCAUAGCGGAGAACAAGGCCAGUUUGAAGAGAACCCAAGGGGAGGUGUGGAGCGACUCACUAAAUCCGCACGACCGGAAACGACAAGAUAACUGUCCGGUGGGACUAAAAAACGUCGGAAACACCUGCUGGUUCAGCGCAGUCAUUCAGUCUCUCUUCAAUCUGCUUGAGUUCCGGAGACUUGUGCUCAACUACGUACCGCCCGGAGAUGCUCACGAUGUACCUCGGAAUCAGAAGGAACAUCGAAACCUCCCCUUCAUGCGGGAGUUGAGGCAGCUCUUUGCACUAAUGGUGAGCUCCAAGAGAAAAUACGUUGAUCCUUCAAAAGCUGUGGAGAUACUGAAAGAUGCUUUUAAAUCCAAUGACUCGCAGCAGCAAGAUGUGAGUGAGUUUACACACAAACUUUUGGACUGGCUGGAGGAUGCCUUUCAGGUGAAAGCGGAGGAAGAGAGGGAAGGUGAGAAACCAAAGAACCCAAUGGUUGAACUCUUCUAUGGACGGUUUCUGGCUGUAGGAAUGCACGAAGGAAAGAAAUUUGAAAACUCCGAGAUGUUCGGACAGUACCCACUACAGGUGAACGGCUUUAAGGAUCUGCACGAGUGUCUGGAGGCUGCCAUGGUUGAGGGGGAGAUUGAGUCCCUCCAUUCUGAAAAUUCUGCAAAGUCUGGACAGGAGCACUGGUUUACUGCACUCCCCCCCGUUCUAACCUUCGAACUUUCCAGAUUUGAAUUCAAUCAAGCUUUGGGAAGACCUGAGAAGAUUCACCACAAGCUGGAAUUUCCGUCAGUCUUGUACAUGGACAGGUAUAUGGACAGAAACCGGGAGAUCACACGCAUCAAACGGGAGGAGAUACGGCGCCUGAAGGAGCACCUCACAGUAUUGCAGCAACGUUUGGAAAGGUAUUUAAGCUAUGGCUCGGGCCCCAAACGGUUCCCGUUGGCGGAUGUACUGCAGUACGCCCUGGAGUUCGCCUCCAGCAAGCCUGUGUGCACCUCGCCGGUAGAAGAUGUGGAACCCGCUCCCCUCAGCAGCGCGAUACCCCCACAGACCACGGCGAGACAAGAAAGCUCCUGCAGCUCGACAGAACAGCCAGGAUCCCUGGCCCCCACGGACGCGCCCGGCACCUCCCCUAUCCAGCGGUCGGUGGUCCACAAACCUUUCACGCAGUCGCGGAUCCUGCCCGAGAUCCCGAUGCACCCCGCCCCCCGGCACAUCACCGAGGACGAGCUGCGGGUGCUGGAGGGCUGCCUGCACCGCUGGAGGACGGAGGUGGAGAACGACACGCGGGAUUUGCAGGAGAGCAUCGGCAGACUUCACCGCACCAUCGAUAUGAUGUAUGCCGACAAGACCAUGAUGCAGGUUCCUUACCGAUUACACGCAGUUUUGGUUCACGAAGGCCAGGCAAAUGCUGGGCAUUACUGGGCUUAUAUUUAUGAUCACCACCACGAGAGAUGGAUGAAAUAUAAUGACAUAGCUGUUACCAAAUCCUCCUGGGAAGAGCUAGAGCGGGACUCGUUUGGUGGUUACAGGAACGCCAGUGCAUACUGUUUAAUGUACAUAAAUGAUACAGAACGAUAUCUAAUAGAAGAGGAAUUUGAUAAAGAGACAGGGCAGGUGUUGACUGGAAUGGACACACUGCCUUCAGACCUGAAGGAAUAUGUCAAAGACGACAACAGGAAGUUCGAGAAGGAGCUGGAGGAGUGGGACGUACAACAGGUGAAGCGAGCCCAACAGGACAAGAUGUUAAUCGACACCAACCAAAGGGAACCCGCAGGAACCUCUACCUCAGCGCCAGCGAAAGAGCUGGAAUACUUAGAGCAGCCGUCGCCGACGGAACCAAACAAGGUGUGUGAGGAGGACACGGCCAAGGCAAUCUCCAAAGCAGCCGCUGAGUUUGAAGACCGAGGUCCUGAAGCUGCCCUACAAGCGACUCUGCUGACACCAACCAUGCAAGGCAUUAUCAUGGCUAUAGAUAAAGCCAGGCAUGUGUCUGAGAAACAUGGGCCCGAAGCAGGGUUUUUCAAGGCGUUCACGGCAGAGCACUCCCGCCUGGUGAGGCUGGCACAGGAAGACACCGCCCCCGGGAACGACAACCGGCUCAAACACGUGGUGGUCUACUUCCUGCACAACCAAACGCCCAACAAAGUCAUCGAGAGGACCCUGCUGGAGCAGUUUGCUGAUCGCAACCUUGGCUUUGAUGAACGGUGUCUCAGUGUCAUGAGAGUCGCCCAAUCCAAACUGGAGCUGAUCAAACCCAAGGAGAUGAGCAUGGAAGAGUAUGAGAGAUGGCACAGAGAGUACAAAUUGUUUCGCGAGACGAGUGUGUGCAUUCUGAUCGGCUUGGAGCUGUUCCAGAAGAAAAGCUGCAGCGAGGCAUUGCUUUACCUCGUCCACGCUUACCAGUGCAACAAGGAGCUGCUGUCCAGGGGCUCGUACAGAGGACACAACGAGUACCUGAUAGCGCAUUACAGACGAGAGUGCCUGCUGAAGCUGAAUGAAGAAGCGGCAUCCCUGUUCGAGUCGGGGGACGAGCGAGAGGUGGAGGACGGGCUGAGCAUCAUGAAUGAGCUGGUGGUGCCCUGCCUGCCCCUGCUGCUGGCGGACGACCUGGAGGACAAGGACAUCGCCGCGGUGGAGGACAUGAGGAACCGGUGGUGCUCCUACCUGGGGCAGGAGAUGGAACCCACUCUACAGGAGAAGCUGACCGACUUCCUACCCAAGUUGCUGGACUGCUCGACGGAGAUCAAAGCUUUCCGGGACCCGCCGAGGCUGCCCUGCCUCUCCACCCACGAGCUAUGCGAACGCUUCUCCCAAGCCCUGGCACAGCCACAGGCCCGAGCCCCGGCAGACGGCAGAUAAAAGCAGACAACACACCCCCCCCAUCCCCCUCUACAC
Messenger RNA from Callorhinchus milii (elephant shark), 3252 nucleotides. It is a transcript of the gene usp25, whose product is annotated as ubiquitin specific peptidase 25. Bases 616 to 3216 code for a protein of 866 amino acids. Lineage: Eukaryota; Metazoa; Chordata; Chondrichthyes; Chimaeriformes; Callorhinchidae. Gene Ontology annotation, biological process: protein deubiquitination; regulation of protein stability. The transcript is spliced from 24 exons. Gene Ontology annotation, cellular component: nucleus; cytosol. Gene Ontology annotation, molecular function: cysteine-type deubiquitinase activity; cysteine-type endopeptidase activity. The record is from RefSeq and is a predicted model, not a curated record.